Molecule: messenger RNA, 915 nt
Organism: Tricharina praecox
Lineage: Eukaryota; Fungi; Ascomycota; Pezizomycetes; Pezizales; Pyronemataceae
Exons: 2
Coding region: 403-876 (157 amino acids)
Source: RefSeq, a predicted model, not a curated record
CGUGAGUGGGAGAGAGAGGGAGGCCGGGCGACGGAUACGAUGCCUCAGCCAGUUCAAUCGAAUCGAUUAUCGAUUAUCGACGGGGGGUCCUGUCAGGCGGCGGCCGGCCGGACUGAGCUGGGGGGGGGGAGGAACUUCAAGGAAGGAGGGGAGGGGUGUUUUCGCUCUGCUGCACUGUGCUUCCCUUUGCCUUUCUCGGGGGCCAGACUUGCCGACCAAAUCCGGUCGGUCGGAUUCUUCCGGUAUGUGCUAUAGGCAGCCCAGAGUCGUCUGUGGUGGUGGUCGUGGCCUUGGUCGUGGUCGUGAUGGUGGUCGUCGUCGCCGUCGUCGUUGCCGGGUGCUAACCGUCGUCGUACUCGUCGUCGCAAUCUCUCGCGGCUGACUGACUCUGACUCCGCCGUUAUGCUUCCGAGCCCUCCGUGUCGAAAGACUAUCCAGUGUCAAUCAGGUCACCCAUCGCAAUCCCCCGCCUCCGAUCGGCCCUCGUCCAUUCCGUGUACAUGGCGGAAUCGACAUUCUGCCUAUUCUGGUCUCGGUUCGCACUCCACGCUCCACUCUGCUCUGCUCUGUCCGCUAGUACACACUCUGGGUACUCUGCUCUGCGUCAUCUGCUCUACUCCGAUAGACUUCAGGGUGCUCGACCUCGACCUCACCUCGUCCUCGUCCUCGUCCUCGCCCUCGACCGUAUCCUGCUCGUCAUCCGGUGGCUGCCCAGCGAAAGCCUCGGACUGUGGGGCGGCUAGAGGAUGUAGUUACUCUAGGGGACGAGCAAAUGAAAACGGAAACCUUCUCCCGUGCUGGCUGCUGCUGCCGUGCAGGACACUCUCCUCGGCUGCGAGCGUCCAGGCAUCGGCGGCAACAACGGCCGAUAUGUGAGGAGACGGGAUGCUACCCCCCCUCCCACCCACCUCCCCC